ACAGCUUAUUGCUGAGGAACAUGUGAAGUACCUCAAGUUGCUAUGAUUUCUUUAGUCUACUUUGUCUUUUUCUUGCUUAUUCUUCAGAAUGGUUUGGCCUGUUUAGAUGGUAAUUGUCGUGUAUUAGCAUUUCCAUCUUCGUUAUUCUUCGAAGGGGAGCGUCUUGUUAACCACACCAUAGCAACCAUCAUGGUGAUUGACAGAGACACGUGUGAGUUUCGUUGUUACCUGGAACACAAUUGUGUCAGUAUAAACUUCAAAGUACGUCCGAGAGGACCUGAGACAGAAAACUGUGAACUGAACAACUCAACUAGUAAAGAACAUGAGAAGGACCUGAUCAAGGCAGCAAACUAUGUUUACCAUGGAACAAAUAAUGCCUGUGGUAACUCACCGUGCAAGAACGAAGCAACCUGUCAGUCAGGUUUUACUUCUUCACGAUAUCGCUGCUUAUGUCCUCCUGGAAUUACUGGCCACAACUGUGAACAUGUGACUAAUUGA
Stylophora pistillata is the source of this 498-nucleotide messenger RNA. RefSeq lists its product as uncharacterized. NCBI's taxonomy places the organism in Eukaryota, Metazoa, Cnidaria, Anthozoa, Scleractinia, Pocilloporidae. The record is from RefSeq and is a predicted model, not a curated record. Gene Ontology annotation, molecular function: calcium ion binding. Gene Ontology annotation, cellular component: protein-containing complex; plasma membrane. Gene Ontology annotation, biological process: establishment or maintenance of epithelial cell apical/basal polarity; heterophilic cell-cell adhesion.